Hyalella azteca is the source of this 3846-nucleotide messenger RNA. It is a transcript of the gene GLS, whose product is annotated as glutaminase kidney isoform, mitochondrial. Gene Ontology annotation, biological process: L-glutamine catabolic process. The transcript has 15 exons. The coding region runs from base 338 to 2842 and encodes 834 amino acids. The record is from RefSeq and is a predicted model, not a curated record. Lineage: Eukaryota; Metazoa; Arthropoda; Malacostraca; Amphipoda; Hyalellidae. Gene Ontology annotation, molecular function: glutaminase activity; protein binding.
UAUUCCAGCAACGACAAACGGGACGAAUCAAGUGCAAUUUAGUGAUGGUGUUGAUUCAACUGAUGAAAGUAUUGAAAAGCGUGAUAAACGAUGCACCAAAGCCAUUAAAUGCAAUUGGCAUGAUUGCGUAGACUCCAAUAAAACAAUCUCAAACUACCCGGAAUUAGAUUUACAUUGCGCAGCGGAAACAUACGCUCUAAAAUACAAUGUCUCCAAUCCUCCACAAAAAGAAUGUUUUGGAAGAAGCGAACAACGCAAGGAUCUGAUCACAUCUCCAAACACUUCAGAAGCAGCCUGCCAUUGCUUCGUCAAUGGCAAACCUAUUAAAAGUUGCCUGAUGAACCGCAUGACCAGUGAUUUACCAGAUAGUUCCGUUACCGAACCAAAUAAAGUUUGCAACAACAGAAAUAAUUUCAAUUGUCCGCGAUGUCAUUCUGUGAGGCAUUCAGUUACCUUCGAAUCUGAUGUAACAUUCGAUAAAAUUUCCGACUCAGAUUGUUCUCCCAGACUUUUUGUCAAUAGAAACAUGAGAUGUAAGGACGAAACCCUAACAAAUAAUAGUUUUAAAAAAUCAUCUGCAUCAACAAAAUGCUCAAAAAGUCAUCCAGGUUUUUGUCAAAGAAUAGAGCCAUGUGGUCAAGUAGGAGAAAAAAUACAAGAAGGAAAGUUGAUACCAAGUAUUAGAACAAUUAAUGGAGUGGAGGAAAUAUCAAGACUUACAUCGAACAAUACGACGUCUCUCGCGGUGCCAACCUUCGACAGUUUCAAUUCUGAAGAGAACCUCCAUAAAUUAGUUUAUUCUUUCGAUGGAAAUUAUACGCCUUCAAAUUCAUUUCACCAUGCGAAUAAUAAAGCAGAGAUAAAAGCAAAUAUGGAAUUAGGAGACGAAGAUGAAGAGGGUGUAGAGAAAGAAGAAUCAGGAAACGAGGAUGUACAAUAUCAUGCUGAGUUAAAAACAAUGCGAGAGCUGGAUAAAGAUGAAAGUGGUAGCUCAUCUGUAGCUGAAUGUCAAAAAGAGGAUCGACAUAUACAAGACUCUGGUGCUCCUCAAGACGUAUCAAUUGAAAAAAGAAUGCCAAAACCUAGAAUGGACCCUCUUCUGCUUCAUCCACAUUUACGUAAACCCAUUUCAUUUCCCAAGCCGAAAAUCAAUCGAUCGGUGUCUUCUUGCGUCGAGUUGGUUAAGCUGCAUUUCUCGGACGUGGAGACCCGACUAUUCGAAAUGUUUGGCAACAAGCAGACAAAGACCAUCAAUGUUAAGAAAUUCUUAGCAGGCCUCCUGACGACAGGUUUGCGGAGCGAUGACCCAAGGCUGCGGGAAAUGUACGAGAACGUCGAGGAAGUGAAGAACCGCAUCAACCAAGUCGAUGACGACAGCCUCUUGGUUGACUACCAGACAUUCAUGGGGAUCAUCUCUGAUAACCUUGAGAUAGUGGUUCGCGCAUUCAGCCACUCCUUCGUCAUCCCGGAGUUCCGUUCAUUCUGUGACGACAUUGACAAGAUUUAUCACCAAUGCAAGAACAACCAAAACGGACAAACCACUCAGUACAUCCCCCAACUGGCGAACAAGAACCCCAAGUUCUGGGCGGUGUCCAUGUGCACGGUGGACGGGCAACGCUACUCUGUUGGGGACGUGAAGGAGUCCUUCACCAUCCAGUCCUGCAGCAAGCCUCUAACGUACGCAAUAGCCUGUGCUGAAAACGGCCCUGAAAAGAUGCAUCAAUACAUUGGCUUUGAACCAUCAGGGAGAUUUUUCAACGAACUUUGUCUUGAUUAUAAAAACAAGCCCCAUAAUCCUAUGAUCAACUCAGGAGCUAUUCUGACAGCGGCUCUCAUCAAGCCAACCUUAUCGGCCGCUGACAGAUUUGAUUACAUCCUCGAGAUGUACAAGAGGCUGGCUGGCAGUGAAUACCUCGGCUUCAACAACUCAGUCUUCCUGUCCGAGAAGGAGUGCGCAGACCGCAACUUCGCCCUCGCAUACUUUAUGCGCGAGAACAAAUGCUUCCCGCCGGGCACCAAACUCCAGGAAACACUCGAGUUUUAUUUCCAAUUGUGUAGCCUGGAAAUAACUGCUGAGUCCGGGGCUGUGAUGGCAGCGACCCUCGCCAACGGUGGGAUCAACCCUCUAACCGGGGACCCCGUGCUGACGUGUGAGGCCGUACGCAACACCCUGACCCUCAUGCACUCCUGCGGCAUGUACAACUACUCGGGCCAGUUCGCCUUCAAGGUGGGGCUGCCCGCCAAGUCUGGUGUGUCGGGCUGCAUCCUGCUGGUGGUGCCCAACACCGUCGGCUUCUGCCUGUGGUCGCCGCCGCUCGACGCGAACGGCAACUCCGUCAGGGGCGUCGAGUUCUGCUCGGAGCUGGUGAACUUGUUCAAGUUCCACCAUUUCGACAACCUGCGGGGCAACACCUCCACCAAGAUUGACCCCCGCGUCACCAGGACCGAGUCGAGCGCUCAGGUCCUCUUCGACCUCCUCUUCUGCGUCGCCGCUAACGACGUCUCCUCCCUCAGGAGACACGCGCUGGCGGGUACCGACCUGGAGUCUGCGGACUACGACGGCCGCACGGCGCUGCACGUCGCGGCCUCGGAGGGCCACAUCGAGGUCGUCGAAUUCCUGCUCGAGAAGUGCCAGGUUAACCCUGCCCCCAAGGACCGGUGGCAACGAACACCCCUUGACGACGCGCGCAACUUCGGCCACCCAUUGGUGGAACAGCUGCUCGUCAAGUGGUGCAGGCAGCGCGGUAUUGAGGUGCCCCCUGCCAAACGUCCCUCCUCCACCAACUCCACCGCCACUACUCCCGAUAACGCUCAUAAGGAAAACUCUCAAGAUAAACAAUGAAAGGAUUCCUCCUCAUUCCGCUGCGUGUUUAUGGGACUUUGGGAGACGCGGAUCCAGGCGAGGGCAAAUGAGCGGCUGAAGCGGCUAAAGAUGAAGCACAUGAACGAGAUGGAGGAGGUGUUUUUAGUUUCAUCUUCUAGUAAUGAAGUGAAAAUCACGAUGCAACCUUUACCUGUGGACCAGAUAUCUCUAGGAAAUAACAACAGAUUCAGGAACUUAUGUCCUAUUAUGGCGAAAAAGCCAGUGAACGUCGGAGUUUUUCGCCAAAUUUCCCUCAAGUCUGAAAGUUCGCCGGAACAAAUCUCGGAAGAUGUCAACUUAAAUAAGGAAGAGGACGACACGAUGGAAAGUGAGACUGUAUUAUUUUUACCUGAGAGUCCAGGGCCUGACGUUAGAUCGAAGGUGAUUGAGGAAUCUGGUAAUGAACGGCAGCGUACAGUUAAUCUCAACCGCGAAACAUGCUUCUCCGCCUUGAUAAGGUGGAAACCACGUGAGAAGCGCUGUGAGGAACCUUUUUAAACUGCGGAUAGUUUAUUAAUUGAUUGAUUGGUCUCAUGGGUUUGGCAUGAACAGAUUAGAUAACGUAAAGAAAUAAUGAAGUCAAGUAAAGAAAUAAUGAGGGUUGUGAUCUCUUGUCAAUUUUUGUAGACAUUGAUAUGAACUAGUCAAGAAGAAGGCCAGUAAGUAUACAAUUUAUUCGAUUGCGAUCACUUGUACGUAAUUCCAGUCCUUGGUUUACGCUAAUUCCCAUGAGAGUCUCAAAUGAGAGCAAACAUUGAGCCCUUUGGAAUCUAUCACUUUAAGAGGAUGAACUAAAAUGUUCCUGUAGAAUAUUGUACGUAUAUGCAUUAUUUCUUAUGUGAAAGUUGUCGCAGACUCAUAAUUGCUACCGUGUUGUUUGUCCGUAAAUUUAAUAUAAUAGAUUUAGUCUGGAACAAACGAUCGAGGAAUGUUACCACAUGUAAAUAACCAAGCGAUCGAUGAUAAUGAGUAAAACGUGAGAG